AUGAUACCAAAAUUACUACUAUUUUCUGUUUUUCUCCUUAUUCCAGGAAAUUUUGCGUCAAAGUGAGUUCCUAUUUUCAAAUAAAUGAAUAAAAAAUGAAUUUUUGCAGUGCGACUAUAAAAUUUGUGAAUAAUUCGAUAUUGGUGGAAGGUGAUGUUGAUAGAUAUAUUGCUUUUAGAACUAGUGGAAGUGGAAGGAUUUUUGUGAAUGAUUUUGAUAUUACUGAUAUUCCAUCGGAGGUAAGAAUGGGGUCUGGAGGGGUACUGUAGCAAUGGAAACUGUAGAACUUUCCGUAUACCUCUUCUCAAACUAUAUUAGGACAGUACUAUCAAAAAAUCUUUAAAAAAUCCCACUUUUUUGAUCACCUCAUUGUCAGGAGUACUGUAGAAAUACUAUUUAAAAUGUUUUCUAUAAAGUUUUAGCACCAUUAUUCUCACUCACAAGGAAGAGCGCACUAUUUAUUACCAAGAAAAAAGAACACACAAAAAACAAGAGAGCGCAGACAAGGAAAAAAAACAGUGUGCAGAGUCUAACUGUCUGCGCGCUCCUCUUUUUGUGUGUUCUUUUUUCAACCUCGGGUCAGCGUUUCUUGCGCUUCCUUUUUUUCUUUUCAAUUUCGCGAGUUUUCUUUUUGCUAUUUUCAGAAACUAUUCCAAAUUUUCAGGCUGAAUAUCAAAAAUUCAUUGAAACUCUUCACGAUGUUCAAAGAACUAUUGAAAGAACAACAAAACUUCGAAUUGAUUCUCAAAAACAAAACGAUGAAAUCAAAGAUAAUAUGGAAAGAAUCAAAAAACAUGUGAGUAAAAUAUUCCUUAAAAAUUCAAACUUUGCAUAAUUUUUUUCAGAGUUUGGAUCAAGUUGAAAAAUUGAAACAUUAUGAAACUUGGAAAAAUAGUCAAAUUGAAGAUGGCAAACAUCGGAAGGAACAAUUGGAAAGUUUCAAUGAUCAGAUAGAGUAGGAGACAAAAUCAAUCCGAAAAUUCAGAAUAUUUUUUUCAGCUCAAUUGUGAAGAAUUUGGAGAAAGAUCUAUGUGAAGAAGAACAUCCGUGUAGAAAUGGAGGAACUUGUAUUCCACAAUAUCAGGAUUAUUUUUGCAUAUGUCCAGAUGGUUAUGAAGGAAAAGAUUGUCGGAAAGAUGUUGAUGAAUGUGAAGUUUUGGUAAAUCGAUGUUCGAAUAAUGGAACUUGCAGGAAUUUGAUCGGAACUUUUGAGUGAGUUGGGGUAUUUCAGGCCCUGAACUCUAGACCCUGAAGAUCAUGAAAACAUCUUGUUCCAGAUGCAAAUGCCAAAAAGGUUUCUACGGACCUUCUUGUGAUUUGAUCAGCCCAAUUUGUCAAUCAGAAGACAGUGAAUUAUGUGGAGAACAUGGAAAAUGUAUUGAAGAUCUUUCAGCACAUUUGAAAUAUAAUUGUAUUUGUGACACUGGUUAUAAACCAUCUACAGAUAUUGAAAAUAUUUAUUGUGUGGAUAUUGAUGAAUGUUCUACAAAUCCAUGUCAUCCUGGAAUUCGAUGUUUGAAUUUGCCAGGAUCUUUUGAAUGUUUGGGUUGUCCGAUUGGAUAUGAGAGUGGGUUUUUUUUUUAGGUUUUCGAAGCCAUUUAAUUUCAAUUUUUCCAGAGAUCGGAAAUUCAUGUGUGGACAUCAAUGAAUGUGAUCACCCAAAUAUUUGCGACAAACAAACCAAAUGUAUAAAUUUACAAGGAUCUUAUAAAUGCACAGAUUGUCCAGCUGGAUUUUCAGGAGAUGGAAAAACUGGAUGUAUUGAUAAUCCAGAUAAAUGUGCAUCAAAUCCAUGUUCAAAAAUGCAAACAUGUCAUAAUACAUUUGAUAAUCAACUAGGAUUUAUUUGUUAUUGUCCAGAUGGUUAUGCUGGAGAUUAUUAUCAAGAAUGUGUGAAGAUCGAAGAGAAUCCUUGCCAAAAUAAACCGUGUACUGUUUUUGGUAAAUGCAAGGCUAUAAAUUCCACGGACUAUCAAUGUAUUUGUUUUGGCGGUAUUUCUGGAAAACAUUGUGAAAUUGUGAGUGAAAAAUUUUCGAAAGUGAUUUCAAAAUAAUCCUUUUUUUCAGAUCGAUGAUUGUUCAGAUCAGUGUCAAAAUAAAGCAGUUUGUAAACAUAAUACAGAUGGAAAAUAUUAUUGUGCUUGCCCCAAGGGUUUCUAUGGAGAAUAUUGUGAGAAACAAGAAGAAGAUUGUGAUCGACAUCUGACGGAUUCCAGCGGAAUUCUGAAUUUUGAAUAUACUUCAAACAUUUUUUGCAAAUUUCAUUUUGAUAUCACUUUUGCUUCGGAUAAAGCUCUUCAAAUCACUUUCACUGAUUUCGAUGAUUUUAAUCCAAACCCCAAUGGACCAACAAAUUGCUCAACAACCCCUUCAAAACUUGAGGUAACUCUCAUUUCAACUUCUGAACUUCUGAUUUUAUUUUUAAUUUCAGCUUUUCGAUGGCCCUGGAAUAAAUUAUCAUCGCUUCGCAACAUUUUGCGGUAAUCGAAAUGACUUUUUUGUAAGUCUCCAGAUUUUUUUUUUGGAUUUCAGAAAAAAACUAAAAAAUUUCAGAGCCCUGGAAUUAAUGAGCCAAUGGUUUUCUCAACUAACACUGCCUUUAUGGUUUUUAAAGGGACAACUGGGAUGUUUGAGAUGAAAUGGGAGGUUGUGACGAAAAGUGAGUGUCAGUCGGAGUUAGCUUAUCUCCAUUUUUUUCUCUCUAGAAUGUGGAUAUCGAACAUCGAAAGAAGGAAUGAUAAAGAUCCCAGCUUCAGAAGAAAUGAUUGCUUGUGAAUGGUUCAUAACAGCACCAUUUUCAAAAAUUAUUCAACUUGAAAUUCCAAAUAUCAAAUUGUCAUAUCGUUCUGAAUGUGAAGACAAUGAACUUGCUGUUUAUGAUUGGUAUACGAUUCGAGGAACCUCUAGAAUAUCUAGUAUUUGUCAAUCUACCCAAUAUCCAGAUAUUAUCAAAUCAACUGGACCAUUUCUAACAAUCACUUUGAAUAUUGGAAAAGUUUUGACGAAUGGAUUUAUUUUGAAUUAUAAAUUUGUGGAUGCUGAAAAUGGAUGUUCAAUAAAAUAUGAAAAUAAAGAGAAAAAUGUGAAUUGGAAAGAUAAAAUAACAUCGCCACAUUUUGGCGGGAAAUAUCCGGCGGGUUCCGAAUGCACUUAUCAAAUUGAUACUGGUUUUGAAAAUCAUCUGAAGAUCAGGUUGAAAUUCAACACCUUCAAUCUGUUGUCUGGUGAUAAAUUGGAGAUUUGUUCGGCUGAAGAUUGCACAACUUAUGAUGAAAAUAUGGUUCUGAAUACAAAUGAAGAGAAGAUUUAUGAGAACUCAGUUUUGACUUUGAAAUUCACUAGUGAUUAUAAGGAUGAAGGAUUGGGAUUUGAUAUUGGUUUUGAAUCAAUUUGUGAACAUAGAUUCAGGGGAAAUGGAACUUUUACGACUUUUAAUUAUUUGAGACCAGAUUGGAUUGGAAAUUGUAGUUAUCUUGUGGAAGCAGAGGAUCAUGAACAUGUUGAGUUAACGUAAGUUGUUUUUCCUAAGUGCUUUUGGAAGCUUUUGAAGGCUUCGGAAGGUAACUCACCCCAAUUUCCAAAUUUUACAGAUUCGAACACGAUUCUAAAAAUUGUAAAAGCCACGACUAUUUUACAAUGACUGCAUUGCUAACGAGAGACGAAUAUGAUUUUUCUUGCCCAUUUCCUGGAACUUCAAGAAUAUCAACAGGCAGUGUUUUGCUGAAUGGAAUAAUGAGAAAGCUCAAUUCACAGGGCUUUAUUGUGAUUUAUAAAACUACUGAUAUGGGUGCGCCAUUUUCUGAUUUUUUUAAAUCAUAGCAUCGAUUUUAAUGAAUUUCAGGAUGUGGUGGAAAUUUCACAAGUACCUCUGGUAUUUUAACAUCACCAAAUUGGCCAGAAGAUAUGCCUGAUGGAUCAACAUGUAUCUACCGUAUCCAAACACAUAAUUCCACUGUUAUCAGGCUCAAUUUCAAUCAAUUUGACAUUGAAGAUUCAGAUUUAUCGUGCGAAGAUCAUUAUUUACAAAUCUUUGAUGGUGACAGUGAAAAAAGUGCAUCUCUCGGAACAUUUUGUGGAAAAAGGGUUCCGGAAAUUGUGAGCACUUCGAAUAAUUUGUAUAUGAUUUUAAAAACAACUGAAGGAUAUAGAGAAUCAAAAUCUGGAUUUAACGCAACUUACGAAUCUGUAAGCCAUGUUGGACUUUGUAAUCGCACCUUCCUAUCAACUUCUGGGAAUAUUGUUCUUGAUGAGAAUGAUGGAUUUGGCACCGAAGAAUGUUUGAUUAAUAUACAUGUCCCUGAUCAAUAUACAAUUCAAUUGACUUCGAAUAACUUGAAUAUCCCCUGUGAAACUUCAUCGCUUGACAUCUACAAUGGUGAAACUAAAGAUUCUCCAAAGAUCUAUAAUCAAUACAAAAAUUGUGGAAUCCUCAAGUUCAAACCAAUUCAAUCACAUUCAAAUCGCUUACUUCUAGUGGUGAAAUCUACUGAACCUGGAACAAUUUUCAAUAUCAGUUAUGAAAUUGCGGAUAAUAAAUGUCAUGGAAAUAUUAUUGAUGGAUGGAAGGGUCAUGUUCAAAGUCCACAAUAUCCAAUCGCUGAUCAACGAAUUUAUAAUUGUGAAUAUAUUAUAAGAGGUCCACCUGGGACUAGGGUAAAGCUAUGGGUUAAAGAUUAUCCUUUGCUGGAUAUGCGAUAUGCUGGAGAGAUCUGUGAAUCGGAACAUUGGGAUUCUUUACAUGUGAGUUCACAAAAUUUCAACCCAGUUUUAUAUGUAUGUACAUACAUAAUUCAGAUAUAUGAUGGAUCCGAAUUCAACAAAAACAAAAUCACAAAAAUCUGCGCUGGUCACAACAAUGCUUCAAACCCAAUCAUCUCCCAAACCAAUAUUUUAUCGAUUAAUUAUCACAGUUUUUCAAGAAUUGAUUCUAUCGGAUUCAGCGCGGAAUUCGAAGUUUUCUGCAGAGAUGUUAUGUUGACUGAAUUCUCUGGACAUAUUCAAACUCCUGCGUAUCCUGAAGGCAUUUCUGAAUAUAUUUAUUGUAGUUGGUUUAUCAGAGCUCCGCCUGGCAAUCGGAUUAUCGUCAAGUUCGAGGAUUUUGUUAUUGAACAGGAUCCGGAGGCUUAUAGUAGGAUGUUGCAUAGUCAACUUAGGGUAAGUCAUAUUUUUUAGAAGAGAGGCUAGAAGGCUCAGAAACCAAAAAAAAAAUUUUUUUGCAGAUCAAAGAGCAAGAGCUGGGCUCUGUUCUAAUCAAAGCUCAAGACAAAAUCCAAAAUUCCACAGAAACCUACGUCUAUAUGCAUGAUGAUAUUCCUACAGUACUCCACUCAAAACACAAUAAUCUCACAUUCGAAUUAUAUUCCGUGUAUAGAAUAACUAACAAAAUUCACAUGUGGUAUGAAAUGAUAGGCUGUGUUGGAAACAUCAAUCAUCCUCAAACAAUCAAAAUAAAUUUGAAAACAAUUGACCCGGAAGUUGAGCGAUUCGAGUGUCGAUAUAAAAUCAAAGCUCCGAUUGGCAAGAAAAUUCAAUUGAAUAUUGAGAAAUUCACAUUUGCAAAAUCGAUGACGUCAUGUGAAUGGAAAGCGAAUGAGACUUUUGAUGGGAUUGCGUUGUUUAUGGGUGAUUCUGUUGAUCAAAAUGGGGCGCAGAAAUCCCUUUGUUUUUUGAUUCAUGAUUCAGAGAAAGUUGAAUCUCAUACGAAUGAGAUGUAUAUUUUGAUGUCGAUGUUGAAGAAGGAUAUUUCACAUAAGGAUCAGGACUUUUUUGAAGCUCAUGUUGAUUUUGUUGAUGGGAAAGAUGAUCAAACUUGUGGAGCUGAUAUUCAACGUGAGUUAAAAAAAACAUUGCUCAUAUUAGCUUCCCUUUUUCCAGUUGAUGACAAUGAAAUCACAUUAAAAAGUCCAAAUUAUCCAAAACCAAUCGCAACUGGAUCACCACGUAGCUGCACAUGGAAGCUAACAGUUCAAACCGGUUACCACAUCGAAUACACACUUCAAUAUUAUUUCUCAGGAAUGUCCGAUUUUCAAUGUGAAUAUUUAUCUCAUCAUGGAAAAUUGGAAUUCUAUGAAAUGAUCGAAGAUAAACCAAAUUCGGUUAAAGAAUUUUGUAAAAAUCUGGAGAAACCGGAAACUUUCCAAGUUUUUUCUAAUACAUCUAUCGUUAAAUAUAGUGAAAAUCCAGUUUUGCCACAUCAUUAUUCGGAAGUUAAACAGGAUGUGAGUUAUUUUAUCGAUUUUUUUAGGUCUGAUCCACUUAUUGAUUUUUCUCUCCAUAGAUUGGCUUCAUUUUGAAAGCUCGUGCUGUUUGUGGAGCGGUUUUAUAUGCAACAAAUACGACUCAAAGAACAUAUCUUAAUCUGGUGAAGAAAUCCAAUUGCACAAUGAAGUUUAGAAAAUCACAUCCAGGUAAGCUCCAAGCCUCUCUAGAAUUCUAUCUCACUUUUUUUCAGACGCCAGAAACAUCAACAUCCGAAUCCGAAGUUUCAUCCGAUUCGGUCACAUUUCUCCAGGAGAAGAUCAACUCAAAAUCUACGCUGAUAAUCAAUAUAUUGAAACACUUACAGUCAAUCCAGAAUCGGAAAAAUUCUAUCGAGCUGAACAGGAAAUUCGAGUCGAUUUCAUUCAUGAAGCUGAAGAUAUGAAACAUGUUUCAAUUGAUUAUAGUUUAGGAGAUAUUGGUGAGUUAGAGGAACUCAAGUGCAUAUGUAUAAAAUAUAUUUUAUUCUAGAAUGUGGAGGAUAUCGAUCGGAACAAUCUGGAGUUCUUCGAGCUCCACCACAAAAUAUUUUGGGAAAAGACAAAGAUUUCGAUUGUGAAUGGAGUUUUAUUGGAUUUUAUACAUCUAAAGUUUCAGUUUCUGUUGAGUGAGUUAUUCAUAAGUUAUUGUAAGUCCAAGAUUUUCUUUAGAACUCACAAUUUACCAUUCACCGCCUUCUGUCCCUCUUCAUUUAUUGAAAUUCGAGAUGGUUACGGAAAAAUAUUAUCUCAUCAAUGUGACCCGGAAAAUGUCAACAAGACAACUUUUACAUCUGAAGUUUUAUAUGUUCGAGUCAAAUAUCGUCAAACAAAAGAUCGUGUUGAUGGAGACAUCGAUUUUAAGAUCAAUUUUGUUAAGGAACAUGCGGUGGAUUAUAAAUAUCGUGAUAUUGAAGAUGGUCAUUUGCUCAAUCCUAUUGCUAAUUUUGAUGUUGACGCUGGGGAGAAUACGGUAAUUUUUAGUCUCGUGAAAAAAUUAUGAAAAAAAAAUUCAGACCUCAAUCAAAUUCAAUGCAGAAAACAUUCAUCUCUCUCCAAAAUCCCACAUAAAAAUUUCCGAAGUUUCCGACAAUGAUGAAGUUUUGGAAGAAGAUGCCAAAUUUAUUACACAAGAUGAAGAAUUUAUCAAGGAAUAUUCGAAAUUUAAUGUUGAUCAAUUUGUAGAAUUCAAUGAUAGAUUCUUCAUCCACUGGGAUCCUUUAAUAAAUGGCAAGAAUCCUGAAACUGAUUAUGAGUGUGGAGAGAUUCUAAAAGCAACUUGGUCUACACAGCAUCUUGAAUAUACUCGAGAUGAAGAUGAUCAGAAUGGUGUUGUGAAGCAUUGUAGAUAUCGAAUUGAUCCUGAAGAAUUUUCCACAAUUGAUGUCGAUUUUGAUUUUUCGAAUUAUGACGAAGAUUCUUGUAUUCGAAAUUAUGUUGUUAUAACUGACCAAGAUAUGUGAGUUGUUCAGGUAAAUUUAUGUAUGAAAAAUAUUAUUCUAAAUUUUUCCAGCCCGAAAAAGAAGUUCAAAAAAUCUGAAACCAAAAAAAUUUGCCAUCAUAGCGAUUUGAAUGGCACUUUUUCAAGAAACACACCAAUUUAUAUUCAUUUUGUCACUGAUAGUUAUGCUGAUGUUAUGCUGAAUUACAGAUUGAGUGAGUCAAUUAUUUUCUUUUCUGAAAAUCUCAUAUUUUUAUUUCAGGUUGCCUCUCUGAAAAUGAAAAUGUUUAUAAAUUUACACAUCGCCAUUAUGAAUUCUCAAAUCCCCCGAUGGAAAUUGAAAAAUGUCGAUGGAUUAUUGAAACACCUUCGAAUCGCCCGAUUAUUGCGGAUGUUCGCGAAAUUGAUCUUGUUGAAAAAUCUCCAUGUGCUUCGGAUAAUUAUCUGAAAUUUGUGAGUUUCCGGGGGAUUUUUCUAGAAACAUUUAUUUGUUUUCUUCCAGUCUUCUACUCUGCUCUCAACUGAAGGAGCAAGAUGUGGCUCCAAAUUAUUUAAUUAUACCACUUCUGGAAAUCGGCUCGUAAUUGAAUACACCGCAAAAUCUACCGAAGCUAAAAGAUCCUUCAAAAUUCUAUUAUCCGAAAAACAAAAUGAUUGCUCAUCUGAACCAAUUCGACUAACCGAACUCUUCCCCAAUGAAACAAUUCACUCUCCAAAUUUCCCUGGAAAAAUUCCAGUUUCAAGUUUAUGCAACUACAUUAUUGAAGUCCCACAUCAUCAUCGAGUUAUGCUAACUUUCACCGCUGAAUUAUUCCAUAUUUCGGAUUCUUCUGGGAAAUUCAACAAAUCUGAAGAUUUCAUUGAAGUUCGUGAUGGUCCAACAGAAACAUCGCAUUUUAUUGGAAGAUAUCAGGGAAAUCAAGCACCGUCUUCGGUUUUUUCAACAACUAAUGUGAUGUUUAUUAGAUUGAGAACAAAUUCAGAAAAUGGCAAGGAAUUAUUGGGAUUUGAAGCGAGAGUUGAAAUUGCAAAAUGUGGAGGAACACAUCAUAUUCAUCAUAAAAAUGAUGUUUUUGUCUUAAGUCAAAAAGCUACAGAAUUUAUGACUAUGGAUUGUAAAUGGGUUAUUAAGGUUCCAAAUUCACACAUGUUGGAAUUCAGGUUGGUUUUUUUUCAGGAAAUUUUCAAUUUUUCCAAGCCUUCCUUUUCCAGAAUCCGUAAAUCCGAAAUCCCUCUUGGCUCCAAAAAUUGUGGCUCACAAGUGUUCAACAUCGAAGAUGUUACUGAAUCCAACAAAACUGUAUUUUUCGAAAAAGAUUGUCAAAAAGUUCCGGAAACUCAUUGGCAAAGAAGUUCAUCAUCCGAAAUUUUUGUCAAUUAUUGGAAAAAUGUAUGUUUUUUUCCUGGUUGGAAUUUUUUUAAAUUGUUUUUUUUUCAGGGCUUCGGCUCUUCGAGCCACUCGGAAUUAUUCAAAAUUGAAUUCAAAAUGAGUGAAACUUGUGAGUUCUCAAAACUUUUUAAAACAAAAAAAAAUAAUUUUUUUUGCAGCUUGUGGCAGUGAUUUGAUUACCGAUGAAAAGGGAAUUCUAAAACUCCCACAAAAAUCAGGAAAAAUUCUCCGGAAAUUACACUGUGUUUGGAAUUUCAAAACUUAUCCAGGAUUGGUGUAUAUUUUCAGUUUGAAAUUUGAAAAUCACGAUAAUUUUUAUGCGAAACAAGAGGAUGGAGAGGAAUAUUUUCCGGAUUUGAAGGUAAGAUUUCUGGAUUUUCAAAAAAAAACAUUUGAAUAAUCUGCAAUUUUUCAGCUCGUAAAUCCUUUCACCACAAAUUACACCUCAACAUUUUUCACCAAACAAUUUUCUACAUAUAAACCCGCCUUAAUCGAGGAAUCAAAACUAAUUUACGAUAACUUGGAAAAUUUCCAUAGAAAUAGUUUGAAAUCUGAGCAAGGAUAUGAACCAUUCACAAUUGAAUAUGAAUAUGUUCCCGCUGAUUUAGUUGGGAAUGAUGAUUGCACAAGAACUAUCAUGCGAAGUUCAAAGUUGGAUCUUAGAAGUGUCAUUUUCUUUAACGGUUAGAUCAGAUUUUCAGCACAAAAAAUCGAUAAAUAUUUCCAGAGUUAUGCCAUCUCAGAAUCGAAAAACCUGAAGGAUACAAUUCUGUCGGUAUCAAAAUCCAAAAUUUCUCUGGGAGCGACAACAUCAUUAUCAAAGGUAUUAGUUAUCCUAACUCAAAAAAAAAAAAUAAUCCAGAAAUUUUCAGCCGCUGCUCCUUUCCCAUAUGAUGAAACCUUUGAGGGUACAAAAAUUCAAAAUCGAGAAAUUGAUUUGAUUUUUAAUAAUCAAGUAAUCGAUAUUUAUCUUAUUCAUAUUCUACCCAAGGUAUCUUCUAAUUAUUCAAUAAGUAUAGAAUUUUACGAAUGUGGAGGUGUUAUAACUGAACCGAAUUUUGGGAAUAUCACAAAUCCCGAGAAUUCAAAUAACACAAGAUGUCGCUGGGUUAUUGAGGCGCCAGAAAAUCAACGUGUCAAACUUGAUAUACUUCAUUUGAGCAAUCGUGACAGUGGAUGUGAACGUCAAAAAAUGGAGAUUGGCGAGGGAAAACAAUAUAAAUUGGCACCAAUUUUUGAGUUUUGUCAAUAUUUACAUGAAAAAGAUUCGGUGGAUGCUAAUGAAAAACAACUUCGGAUAAUUCAAUCGAAGGCGAGAUAUUUGACGAUUAUUUGGAGAAGCAGUUCAGUACGAAAAUCAGAUUGGGCCCUGGCUUAUGAAUUUAUUGAUGCUGGAAAUGUUUGCGGUUUUCAUAGCCAUGAUUCGAGAGGAGUUAUAACAUUUCCAACAAACCAAAAAGAAUAUUCGAAUGAUAUAAAUUGUCGGUGGGAUAUCCAAGUUCCACGCGGUUUUCAUAUCAAAUUUUCUGUGGAAUAUUUCCAUGUUGAAAAUUCUACUGAAUGUAAAAAAGAUGGUUUAACGAUUCACGAUGUUCAAUUAAACACUAUACCGUAUUCUUCGAGUAUGGGAAGUGUUUUAGAAAAUCGAACAUUGUGUGGUAAAAUCAAUCCAGUUAGCUAUGAUUUUGGAAAUCGUGUCGCGCUUGAUUUCUAUUCGGAUUCGGAACAUACAGAUUCAGGAUUUCAAAUCAAAUGGGAAGCUGUUUGUGGAGAAAUCUUGACAGCGAAUGAUGGAAUACUGUACUCGCCAAAUUACCCAGAAUCAUAUCCAAAUAAAAAUAGUGAAUGUGGACAUGUCAUAAGUGCUGAAGAUAAUUGGGAUGUUAAAUUGAUAUUUGAAGAUAUCGAUUUGGCUGAUGAGCCUGAAAUUGAUAUCAAUGGAAAAUGUUUGGUUGAUAGAAUUGAUAUUGUGAAAAUGGGAAGUGGGGAAAUAUUGCGAACGAUUUGUGGAAGAGAGAACACUGAACAUGAGGAAAGUAUUCGGGUGAAAGGAUCUGUUGGUGUGAGAUUGAUUACGGUGAAAUCGGAAAAUGACAAGAAACAUCAUAGAGGAUAUAAGAUUGCUUAUAGAAAAUAUGGUGAGUGAAAAUUGAAACCAUUUGAAGUCUUCUGGAGCCUUCUGAAGCCUUUUGAAGCCGUUUGAAGUCUUCUGAAUCCUUCAAAAUCCCUCUGAAGCCUUCUGGAGCCUCCAUCAGCCUUCUGAAGCCUUAAAAGGCCUUCUGAAUCCUCUAAAAGCCUUUUGAAGCCUUAAAACUCUUUGUGAAGCCAGCUAGAGCUUCCAAGAGUAUUCUGAGACUCCUAGACUCAUCUGAAGCCUCUAUCAGCCUUUUGAAGUCUUCUGAAGCCUUGUGAAGCCUUCAAAGUCCUUCUUCGAUGUCCAAAGUAAAAAAUAUAGCAAAAAAUGCGAGAAUCGUCCAAAGCUCGCCUUAUAUUCGAAAUACAGAACAGAGAAAUAGUGUGUGUAUUCGAGAGAGGCAGACAGCUAGACUUUGGACAAUAUACUUUUGCAUUUUUGUUUUAUUAUUUUUUUUGGACACCGCAUUCUGGCUUAACUCUCUUAAAUUUUUCUCUCUUAAAUCUCUUAAAUUUUUCUGAAGCCUUCAAAAGCCUUGUGAAGACAGCUAAAGCCUCUAAAAGUCUUCUGAAGCCCUGAUCAGCCUCCUGAAGUUUUCUGAAGUUUCUAAAAUUUUUCUGGAGCCUCCAAAAGCCUUGUGAAGCCAGCUAGAGCCUCUUAAAAUUUUCUGAAGCUUCUGAAGUCUUCUGAAGCCUUCUGAAGCCUUCAAAAGCCUUCUUCAAACCCUCAAAAAUCUUCAGAAGCUUCCAAAAGCCAUUUGAAGACUUCUGCAGAAGAACAUAUGUACAAAAAAAUUCCUAAUUUUUCAGGUUGCGGAGAACCAGUUGUACUGAACAAAGGCAACAAUUUUAGAUACGCAUAUUAUCCAAUGACAAAAAAUGUUGAUGAUAAUGGAAACUGUAUAUGGAACAUCUCAACACAUCCCACUAGAGAACUUCAUUACGUAAAUUUCUUUGGAGAUGACAAACAACCAAACUGCGAUGAGAACAAAUUCGAAGUCACUGAUGUUUCAACAAAUUCAACAAAAUCAUUUUGCGAAUCCACAAAUGGUAUGAAACGAUCGAAUUCUUCGAACAUCAUCUUCAAUUUGAAAUUCACAACACCAAUCGAUUUUCGUUUCGCAGUUUUUUCAACACCGAAAAAAGGUUGUAAUGAAAAACUAAAAGUUCAUGAUGAUUGGAAAACCCUUAGCCCAAUCCUGGAUAAAAAUGGUAAUUAUUUGAGUAAUCUACGUUGCAAUUGGCAAUUGGAAACUGAAAAAGGUUAUACAAUUGAGAUUCGUAUCAAUUCUAUUGAUAUAUUAGAAGACUAUAUGGUUCGUUAUGGUUGUUUGGAGAACUUAGAGAUUUAUGAUGGUACUCCUGGUUCAAAACCAAUUCUUUUUGAUUCGUGUCAAGGGGAUAAUGCAACUGGUCGAGUUAUUCAAAGUUCGAGGGAUAUUGCUAGUUUGUAUUUUUACUCCAGUGAUAUUGCAAAGGGUAAAGGUUUCGAUGUUUCGUAUAGAAGACGGCCAGGUAAGAUUGUUUUCGUUAGAGAGGCUUCACGGUCAUUCAAUUUUUCCAGUCGCUUGUUCACCUGAAAACUUCAUCGCAAUCGAAACAGAAAAGUUCUAUACCUUCGAACACAAUCCAAAUAAAACUGCACAAGAAAAAUGUCAAAUCACAAUUGAGGGAGCAAAACCAGAGCCAAUUAUUAUCAGAUUUAUUGAACUUAAUUUGGCAGACAAUGAUUGUAUGGAAAUUCGAGAUAUUGGAUCAAUCGAUAAUUGUGCUCAUCCAGGAUGUGCUCAACAUGAAAAUGAUCGAAAAAUUACAAAAUUGUGUGGAAAACAGAAUCCACAUGUUCAUAUUGCUAGGUCGAAUUCUGUUUUUAUUCAUAUUGUGAGCUCUUCGAAAGAUUCGAAAAUUAUUAUCAGUUAUCAGAUUUUUGAUAGUGAGUUUUUUUUUUUAAUUUCAAAAUUUCACACAAAAUUUUUCAUUUUCCAGAAUGCAAUCGCUCAAUCGACACCAAAUCUUACAAAUCUGGCCGAAUCACAAGUCCAAAUUAUCCCAAAGAUUAUGAAGAUAAUAUGAAAUGCACUACAGUAUUCAGUGAUAGCCGAAGUCAAGAAAACACUUCAAAAAUGCUCUUCAUCUUCCAAAAAUUCUCGCUAGAUGAUUCGGAUUCACUCAAAAUUUCGGAAUCUGAAAAAAUUCUUGAAGGAAAAUCUCUUCCUCAUAAUAUUCUAACAAAUGGCGGGAAAUCGGUUACGGUAUGUACCUUGAAAUUGUUUUUUUGGUGAAAAUAUAUAUUUUUUUAUUUGCAGUUUGAAUUUUCGAGUGACAAAAAUUCACAUAACGGUGGAUUUGAUGCAACUUAUUUCAGUGUUGCUGAGCAGAAUGAGACAGUUAUCAGAUUUUCAGAAUCGAAUGAAUUAUCUGGAAUUAUUACCAAUAUGGAAUUUCCUAAUGCUUAUAAGGCAAAUUAUAAACAAAUGUAUGUUAAAGGGACAUGUGGAGUACGGUAUUUCUCAAAUUUUGUUUUUCAGAUUCACCAUUCGGCCUCCUCAAAAUCACGAUUGUGUAUUUGUAUACGACGAACGUGAUGUAGGAAAAUCUUGUAGACUUCACGAAACUCGAAAUCGUGAUUUUUCCAAAAAUGUUCAACAAAAUGAAACGGUUACUGUCACAUUUUAUGGGCAAACCCAGGAAAAAGAUGUUUUGCAUUCUUGUGUGAGUUUUUUUAUGUCCAGAGUUAGCGCAUCUUCAAAAAUUUUUUCCAGAGCAAUCAUUAUUUCAAUCGCUUGAACAGACAAUCUGGAGGAGAUCGAUAUGCUGAAAUUGUUUUCAAAACCGAUGGCGACACUAAAAAUGAUGGAAGAGGAUUCAAAAUUUCAUGGGCUUGCGAUAAUUAUAGAGGUGUUUGA
Molecule: messenger RNA, 14106 nt
Organism: Caenorhabditis angaria
Lineage: Eukaryota; Metazoa; Nematoda; Chromadorea; Rhabditida; Rhabditidae
Source: the annotation of a GenBank genome assembly